Molecule: messenger RNA, 1851 nt
Organism: Micromonas pusilla CCMP1545
Lineage: Eukaryota; Viridiplantae; Chlorophyta; Mamiellophyceae; Mamiellales; Mamiellaceae
Exons: 3
Coding region: 28-1158 (376 amino acids)
Biological process (GO): iron-sulfur cluster assembly
Cellular component (GO): cytosol
Molecular function (GO): ATP-dependent FeS chaperone activity; 4 iron, 4 sulfur cluster binding; ATP binding
Source: RefSeq, a predicted model, not a curated record
UACUUCUGAGAAGGCGUCCACACGUUGAUGUCAACGAGUAUCAACGAUGAUUUUUCAAGAGGGCCCAAAUGCCCAGGAACAAACAGCGAGGCGGCGGGCAAUGCCGUAGCUUGUGCCGGUUGUCCAAAUAAGGAGGCGUGUCAGACAGCUUCGACGAUAGAUCCCGAUGUUCUAGCUAUUAGGCACAGGCUGGCGAACGUGAAGCAUAAAAUAUUGGUUCUCUCAGGCAAAGGCGGCGUUGGUAAGAGUACGUUUGCUACUCAGUUGGCGUAUGGUCUGUCUGCCAGAGGAGCAGAAGUUGGCUUACUUGAUAUCGAUAUAUGCGGGCCCUCAGCACCUAUAAUGUUCGGCCAGGUUGGCCAAGAUGUGCACCGAUCAAACAGCGGUUGGUCCCCUGUAUACGUGAAAGAAGGACUCGCAGUGAUGUCUAUAGGCUUUCUUAUGCAGAAUCCAGAUGACGCAGUUAUCUGGCGAGGCCCACGCAAGAAUGGUCUUAUCAAACAGUUCUUAACAGACACUGAAUGGGGUAAUCUUGAUUUCUUGAUCGUGGAUGCGCCCCCUGGAACAUCUGAUGAACAUCUCAGCAUCGUGCAGUACAUGAAACUUGCAGGGAUAGAUGGUGCACUUGUGAUAACAACACCUCAAGAGGUGGCACUAGCAGACGUCCGCAAGGAAAUUAAUUUCUGUGCUAAAGUUGGUGUGCGAGUUCUCGGUGUUGUUGAAAAUAUGAGCACCAUGAUUUUACCCGUGGAAAGUGUGCAACUGAAGUUUAUUUCUGGUCCAGACGGCGAUGUAACUGAACAAGUUCGUAAAGUUCUUGCAUUACAUUUUCCCUCUCCUGAAAACGAGGUUGCACCGAGUAGUUUGUCUGCACAAGUUGAUAUAUUUUCUUCAAAUCUUGGUGCAGCCUCUAGAAUGUGUAAAUGGGCGGGUGUGCCUUUGCUUGGACAGGUUCCCCUUGACCCUGCCAUCGCAACAGCAACAGAGCGGGGUUGUUCUCUUUUUUCUGAUGAAGUUGGUGGCCGAAACCAAAACAUACGCAACUUAAGCUUGGGAAUAAGCCCAGCGUCGUUUGAAGCCAUGAAAACGAUUCUGGACAAUGUGAUUUGUGCUAUUUCUGAAGUUCAAAGCGACGUUUUCAAGACAGGACAGUUGUGAACUUUUUCUUACUCAGUCUAUCCAAAAGGUGUACGUUCGGUGUCUUCAUCACACUUAAAGUCAUAAAGUGGGUCAAGUAGGCCACAAGGUAAAACGUGUCUUCUACGAGCACUGCAAUUGGGUAGGGCGGGCCGUGAUCGACUUUCUUCUUGCCUCGUGAUGUGAUUUUCAACAAAAAAAUGGGGGACAGCGGUUUCAAUUUCGAAUCUGCCUGCUGCCUGACGCCUACCUCUCGUUUCAGUGGCACCCCUCUCACCAGGUUGAUUUACAGUGGUACGUGCGGUGCACUGAUGAGUUUCGCGGUGGUUGACAUGGUAAGGACUCGAGGGAACUUGCUGCAAACUGCGUUUGAAUGCAGGAUGUAAGUCUAGUAGUUCUGGUAGAAAGGAUACGCGUGGUUAGAGUGGCAUCUAUGUCAUUUAUGUCAUUUAGAGUGGCAUCUUUGUCAUCUAUAGUAUAGACGUUUGGUUAGAGUUGCAGAUGAAAGAGUAUAUAUUUCUUCAAAAAAAAAUUCAGGGAGCAGUCAUCUAAGAGAAGAACUGAAUGCGGACGGCUGGUUGGUGACAGUUGGAUGAUGCGAUACAGAGAGGUGGCGUAAUUUUUGGACUCUCGGCGCAUUUUACUGUGCUGAAUGUUUCGGGAGCGAUGUGUGUUUAAAUGAUUCGUAACACGCGUGGUAAAAAGUACUUCUGU